AGAGGCUGUGCAUCCAAUCACGAUGUCCUCUUCAAGUCUAAAUAUUGAUAUACCUAAACCAGCCAACUAUAUCAAGUAAGAUCGUAUGAUGAUCGUAAAUCCAUCACUUAUAAGAUUUUAUUAUUUUUUGUUAUACAUUUUUUGUUAAGAGACUAUUAACCAAUCAGGUGCGUUUGAUAUAUCCAAUUAACCAAUCAGAUGUGUUCUAAGCCAAUGGGAGGCAGCGGCAGUGAAAGUCAAAUCUGAACCUCUCUAAUACUAACAUAACCUCUUUUCCUUAUUUAGGGAAGUUAUGGUCAUCGUUCAAAGUGCCUCAAAAAAUCCAACACUAAGCAAAUAUAUUAGAACAACCGAUCUGAAACCUUACCAGACUAACACACAUGAUCCGUAUGCUACAGCUUAUUUGAAAGUCAAUGAUCUACCUUUGACAUUCGUGAUCGGCGAUGGAAAGGAAUAUCAUUCUGAAAAAGUAACAUACCUCAACCAACCUCUCAAACAGAAUUCAAGUUAUAUCGUGUUCCUAAGAUUUUUUGAAAGCCAGGUAAAGCUUGUCAAUUUGGGUAUAGUAAUUUUGAUAGAUGGAAAAUCAUUCUCUAUAAGGAGGACACAAUAAAGUUCCCUAUUUGGCUAUUAAGUUAAAAUAUCUAUUUUCUUCUAGGACUCGUACUACUCGACAGAAUGGAGCAACGAUGUUAAGACGUUGGCAAAACCUCCAGGUAAUUUUGGACCAGUAAAGUAUGGUACAUGGUACAUGGUACAUCGUACAUCGUACAUGGUAUAUGGUAUACAAUAGUACAAUUCAUACAGUACAUUGUACAACAGUUACGUACAAUUCAUUACGGUGCAAGUACACCGCGUUCCACCGCCACAAAAAUAUGAAUCAUGGGACAACAAAAGUGAGGAUAGAAGGCAACUUUUUAUUAUUGCUAAGUUUUAUUAUUUUACUUUUAAAAUUCUGAAUCAAGAUUGUAUUAUGGGUAUUUAAAUGAAAGUCAAGUUUAAUAUCUAAACCACCUAAGUCCAUAAAUGCUGCCAGUUUUUUUUAUAUUACUUUUCUUUGAAUUUGAGUUUCCCUAUCUUCCUGUUGUUGUAGCUCCGGUCAUCUUAAAAAUCAUAUCUACUGGUCUUAAAACGUACACCAUCUCCUGGUUCCAGCCACCACUGCCCGACCAACAAACCGUCGUGAUGCGGUAUCAUGCAAUUUACCGCGUUUCAAAUGGGCCCAGUGAAACAUUGAAUGUAUCGAAAGAAAUGACAUCUAUUGUUAUCGAUGUGGAGUUCGAUAAACAGUAUACGUUUGAAAUACAAGUUGUGACAGAGGCUGAAAGAAGUGAUGUAACAUCUGAAUCAUGGUUCUCUCAUUCAGGUACAUGAUAACCAAAAUUACAAGGUCAAUUCACCCAUAGCCUAAGGAAAGAUGGCUGUGAAACUCAUGAGAAUAACAAUAUAACUCAUCAUCGAUGUUAGUCAACGUUUCAUGCAUAAAUCUGGUCCUUCACCGUUACGUGUGUAUUGUAUUUUUGCCAAAUCCACCAAUAGCAAUUUUCCAACUAUGGCGUUCAAUAUUAUAUCAUAGGUCAAAAUCGUAAAAACAUGCCCAUCCCCGGUCAGUUGGGUUUACUGACUUAUCCCAGCAAGGAGAAAUUCUCAGUGAUAUGAACACAAAUUAAAUUAUAUAUGCGGUAGGGAGAAGGGCAUGCGGAUUUCCCUCAGGCGAGUUUCCAGGUUAGCCGAGCUCGUAUAUCAACAGGCCAAAAGGAUUAGUUUUUGAAGGAGGAACACCGGAGUAUCUCGAGUGAUAAUACUCGGAUUUUUAUCUUUCUAGCACCGCUGGAACCGGCGAAGAAAACGGAUGACGGUUACACAGUAAAACUGAGAAAGCCACAGGGAGUGCGAAAAAUAAAGUAAGUAUAUAUGAAAUUGCAAUCUGUUUAUCCAUGGUUUAUCCAUGGUUGAAGAAACGGUCACUUUCACUGAGUAUAAGUACAUGCAUGCAAUCGUGCGGCAGAUGGUGGACGCGAAUAACCGUGGUCGAAAUGAGAAGCUUAUGUUAAAACUUUUCAUUUGUGAUAAACGUGUGUGUAGGAAAGAAAGUAAAUAGAACAGAGAAAAGCAAGGGUCAUGCACAAUCGCAGAAAGUGGUAGGCAGAGCCAGCUGAAAGCGUGCGUCUGCUUAAAUUUUGUAGUAUUUUCACAACAAUUGUUUAGAGCAAAAUUUAUACUACUGGUCUUUAUUGUUCAAUUGAAACAGAGCUACUUUGGGAUAGGACGCUUUCAGAGACUGUUAUACCCAUUGCGAAGAUCGACUUUUUCCGACCACAAUUGACACUGCAUGCCAUGAAUCGUGUAUCAUGAAUUGUACAGAAAGCAAAAUAUGGCCAAAAGUAGGGACGGUGGGGGGGGGGGGAUAAUUAUAUAUAUAUAUCUGCCCCUUCCUCCCAAAUAGUGAAGGAUGGGUCCACCCCCACCCCACCUUUGGAUUGACGCCCGCGGAGAAAAGUAGUUUAAUAUAGUAAUCACCUUUUGCGAAGUUGUCCGCCAUCUGCUGCUCUUGUUAAGCUUACUGAAACCUACCAUUACACUGUCUCAGAUCUUCUAAAUGUUAAACAUUUAUUUUUCUAGAACUGUCGCACUUGUACUGCUCCUGUCAAAGUCAAGCAACUUUCCCGCGCCAGAAGAGCUUAACGUGCAAAAAUCACCUCCGGCUGACGAUAAGACAGAUAACGUCGCCUUCAUUGCUAGUGAGUUUAAUAUAACUGAGUUCCAAAGCGAUACCGUGGAAAUAUCACUGCGAGAGUCAAGAAGUAGCGGGCGAAGAAAGAAAAGAGCUGUUGAGGUUUAUACGUUGGCACCGAAUGCAACGUAUAGAACUGCACAGUUGGAUACUGAUGAGUCUGGGGUAAGUAAAACAGUGUCUGAAAACGAUGUCGCACAACAUUUUUCUCCUUCGCUUAAGGCCUCUUUCCCCUCAAGAAAAAUUUCCACGGACAGAAUAUUUUCCAAAAGUAUCAUUGUUUAAUUGAUGUUGAAAAAUUUGUGUCCACCAAUCACAUUUUACAAAAUUUGCUUUCUGCGGAAAAUUUUCCUGAGUGGAAAAUGGGCAUUUAGGUUUCGCCUACGUUUGUACGAUCUUACACUUAUCCACAGUAUGAACUCGUAUAAAAGCUCAUGAAUGAUUUCAUGCUGAUUAGGGAGACUAGUGAGGCAAUAUCCAAUGUCCUCUACAAAGACAUGUAACGUACGUUGUAUGCACCUUUAUUAGGUUAGCUAAUGGAUACCUAUAUGAUAUAUUGUUUCUUCAGUUUAGUAGAUAGGGCUUCUAUUGACACCAGUAUUUUUACGCUUAAGGAAUCACCCUGUUGAAAUAAAUUAUUCUGUUCUGCAUCAACAUCAUUACCAAUGAGAAAUAUUUCGCUGGAAAAAGGAAAAAAAGUCAUACUCUUCUAUACAUUCUUUGUUUUAGAAUCGUAUUUGGUCAUACUGGAGUGAAUCGUUUACAUUUUUGAAAGGUAAUGGGAAUUAGAAUAAUUACAUAGGUGAUUAUUGACAAUUCUCCAUGCUGAUUGGUUACCGUUGAGGUGAUUAUUACGCGAUAAUCACCUAAGCGAUUUUCAAAAUGGCGGCCGAAGCCAUUUUGUCAAUUAAAAGACGAAUAAAUGUGCAUUUUUUAUUUUUUUUCCAAAUAAUCACCUAUGAAAUUAUACUAAAACAAUUAUUCACCUCAGGCUCGGUGAUUAUCGUGAAUAAAUACCUCGACUUCGUCUCGGUUUUUAUUCACCGAUAAUCGCCUCGCCUUCGGCGAAUAAUUGUUAAUUAUACAUAGGUUAUGCUACAGUGCACAAAUUUCAACCAGGAUGUAUUCAAGCAACAAUUAACGAUUUAUCUAACAUAAAAAGUCUCCUCUUCUGUCUGUUAUGGAUCAAAAGUUUGCAUUUGUUGAAAAUCGUUUCCAAUACCCUUUAUAGCAGGUGAUAAUGGUGGUGAUGAUAAUAAGGGUGGUGGUACCGACAAUGUUGAUAAUGGUGACCCAGACAAGCGUAACGAUGGUGGCAAUGGUGAAGGAAGUCCAUUUGCUGCUGUGGGUGCAUCAGUCGGUGUCGCUGUCAUCAUUGUCGCGUCCAUUCUUGCUGUCAUCUUCUUCAGGAGGUAAUGUGAAUAUGUCUAAUCUAGGGAGCACAUCAUUAUUUAACAAGCGGAAGAUACUCUUGCAGGUAGCAAGCAACAUCAUCUGGACAAAGUACAACUAUUCAUAUAUAUAAUUUGCGUUACGCUUCUAAACAAAUGUCUUUGACCGUGACGGAAAUUGAGAUCACGGCGAGCCUCAAAACGUUGGUCCAUGAUAGAUAACAAUUUUCGGGGAUUGUAUUCAUUUACUUAACUGAGUUUGGCUGGGGCUGCUUGACUGUCCAAUGAUAACGCAAAUUUACUAACGCGAGCUCAAUGUGGAACAAAAGGGUACAAGCUCACUUGAUUUUGAUGUUCAGUAUGAACUGUGGCCUGCCUACCUUGGUCUUCACUAAUAUAGUUUUAAUAGGAUUCGUUCUAAUUUCAAUUAAAAUAUGAGAUUCCGUAUCAAGAUCACAUUGGAUAGGAAGAAUGGAUUUGUCUACCUAUCAAAUCGUUCCCAUUUGUGAUCUCAAGAUCUUUCUGUGGUAACAUUUACUAGACCUCUAACGAGGACAGUUCAAAAGUGUUAUACCUAUACAGUAUAAAUAAAGUUAUUUUGGUUUUAUAAACUGAGUUAGUUAAGUUUUAUUAACCAUCUAUGUUCCUUCAUUGUUACAUUUCUAAGGAGAACGAACAAACGAAGUAAAGACAAAGAAAUUGUUUUGAAUGAAAACUAUUACGAGAUGAGAGGAAUUGAUUCCGGCGAUGGUGAGGACAACGUUGUGCCAGAUGAUGAUCUACCCAAUGGAAAUAAUGAUAUGAUUUAUUCAAAUGGAAUUGGUAUGUUGUUCAAUUCUCGAAGACCUUACAGUAUCUUGUGUGUCAAGUUUAGAAUUUCAAUGUUGGCAGGGUUUUGACCUCAAGAUUUUUUCGUGAAGGAAGACAAAAAGAUGUCUUGCUUAUAAAAAAUAAAGUUUUCAAGUAUAUCCUUGUCUUCAUGAAGCAAUAUAAUGAACAAACUUUUAUGAAAUAUUAAUCCAAAUGUGAUCAACCUUCUUCUUGCUUUAAAUCCAUCUGCAAUUUUCCUAAUAAUCUUAUAAGAAAGUCAACAUUUAAAUUUUCUUCUUUAAUAAAUUUUCUAUUUUUCAUAUUACGCUCACAGGCAUAUAAAAGAGAGAAUCAAUAAAUAAAUAAAUAAAUAAAUGCUAAAUAUACAAACAAAUACGAAAACGUUCAAGCCGAGGUGACAACAACUGGCUGGCGAAGGAGAUCAGAGACUUCAUAAAACUCUGUAAUGUGGAGUCAUACAUUCUUCUACCUUUUCCAUUGGAGAAAUUAAUUUAUUGAUGGAAAAUAAUGCUUUUAAAUUGCAAUUUUAAGGCGACAUAGACGAGAAAGCACACCCGCCAGUUCCGAUGGAAGAAUUUGAGCAUUAUGUGAGCGAACUGAAAGUCGACAGUAACUAUGAAUUUCAGCGUGAAUAUGAUGUAAGUAACAAGUAUAUUCAUUAGCAGCUGCGGUGAGCCUUUAAGAUCACCCCUGAUGGAUUCAAGUGGUGAAAGGUUGGGUCAUGAUUGGAACAAAUUCCGGGAUUGCAUUCAUUUACUUGAUAAACUAGAGAACAUAGAUCAUAUUAUAUUCGUUAACUGCCGUGAACAAAAAUUUUGUACUUAUAAGUAUUAUCUUUUUCUGUUUAGGAUUUGCCAAAAAACACGAGGACGUCUUGGGAAGUGGCUAAGCGACCUUUCAAUAAGAAGAAGAACAGAUAUGGAAAUAUCGCAACAUGUAGGUUAAAGUAUUAAAAAUACUUUUGCAUGCUUUCAACUACUGUAUACUGUGUAAUUGUGUAUCUGGAAUUGUGUAUGGUAUCCUAAAUAGAAUUAUUAUUAUUUAUAAUAGAAUUGUUACUAUUUUUCACAUUACAGAUGACCAUUGUCGUGUUGUUCUCUCAGGAGAUGAAAAUAAGGAUUACAUCAACGCUAGCUACAUAGACGUAAGUUCUUAUUUCCAUAUUACAUUUCUGUAUUAAUUGUGUAUACAGUACUGGUUGGAAGCCGGCUUUAAAGUGUGCUUGUAAUAUUAAUUCUAAGGCGCAUCUCUUUUUUAGGGAAUAAAGUCGAAUUCAUACAUUGCAACUCAAGGUUGGCUAUGAUCUAUAAAAAUUUCGAAUGUUUACGACACUCCGUGUGCAAGACUGCAUGCACUCACGGGCUUACCUAGCACUCUAUAGGAUAAUGUGAUGCAAAGAAAUUGGAUAAGAUCAGAUCAGAUCAGAUAAGAUAUGAUGUGUUGAUAAGGGCAUUGGUUUGAUCUUCUUUCAUUCUUUACCAUUACGUUAGGUCCUACUAAACUGACUGUGAAUGAUAUGUGGCGAAUGGUUUGGGAACAACAUAGCUAUUCUAUCGUGAUGGUGACCUCCCUCGUUGAACUUAACAGGGUAAGUGACAAUAUCGUCAUCACCAUUAUCGUCAGAUCAUCAGUGUCCUCAUUGUCAUCAUCAAAUUGCCAUCAUCAUCGUCGUGGUCAUUCUCAUCGUCGUUCGAUGUUGCAUGGUUACAAACUUCAUGUAAAUGAUUGUAUCUGUUUGUUUUCAGCCUAAGUGUGAGAAAUAUUGGCCUGACAAAGGAAGUAAAAAGUACGGAGAUAUUGAAGUAACUUUGAUGAAGACUGAGGAGUUUGCUUAUCAUGUUACACACACCUUGCAACUAAAAAAGGUAGCCAGAUUUAUACAUACAGGGGUUGAUACAAUGGCAGUUGUCUAAUUACAAUUUUGAAUAAACUUAGUUCAGUUUAGGUUUCCACCUCUAUCAACCGGAUUCAACCCCUCGAACAAUAAUUAGAGAUACUGUAACUCUCCCUGGUUGUCCUGGGAGAGCACUUCAGAAUUGAUAAAGCUAUCCAGAAUAAAGAAUCCUGAACAGUGCGAGGUUAUGACUGUUACUCCCUGUAUAACUUCAUUUUAGGACGGAGAAGAACGCGAAGUGCGACAUUACUACUUUCAUUCUUGGCCAGACCACGGUGUUCCUAAAUAUCCCACUCAACUCCUGGCUUUCAGAAGACAUUACAGAACACAUCAUAUGGAACAGUCUGGACCAAUCGUUGUACACUGCAGGUCAGGAGAAUUCCAAUACUUCCAAUAAAUUGUACUGUUUUCAUUUAAUGCAAGUGUUCUGUACCGGUAAUAAGAUUGUUUCAAAUGCAUAUCAAUUCGCUAGAACAUGACUGUAUGAAUGCACGCGUAUUUGAAAGACUACUGUAAUACAUGUACAUGAGCCCGAAUGACCAGUAAAAUUUCUACUGAAAUGUUUACAAGACCUUGUUUUUUAAAUCGCAUGAGAAAUUAUGUUAUUUAUAAGACACGAUUUCGAUCGCAUGUAAUUAUAACAUUGGUUCAGUUAUAUAAUUAUCUUUGUUUCUAUAUUUUCUAGUGCUGGUGUUGGUAGAACUGGUGUCUUCCUUGCCAUAGAUACGAUCCUUGAUAAAUUCGAGAAAGGUGUCAUCAAUUCUAUCGAUGUUUUUGGACAAGUGUGUGCAAUGAGAGAGCGACGAAUGCACAUGGUGCAAACUUUGGUAUUAUUAUUUACUUCUUCACUAUUCUUCUUACAAUCCACAGCAAAAUAGUAAAGAUUGUUGCAUAAAUAUUGUUCCCAGAAGAUGGACAAACAACAAACAUUGUUUCCAAGAUUUGGGGCACCUUACUCAAUAGAACAGAAUGUUGAUAGAACUGAAUUAAAUCACUUCCGCUCAAAAUUUCCAUCUACAAAACUAAAACCCGUUCGACAUUGCUUCCAGUCACAUAUUCUUAGAAGAAUGGAGAAACCAGGAAACAUUUUCUAGUUUGCAGAGGGCUAUUUGAAUAGUCGUUUUAAAAAAGCUGACGUCUCAUUUGUUUAUAAUUUUUAGGAGCAAUAUAUAUUUGUUCACGAAGCUAUCUUGGAAACCAUACUUUGUGGUAUGAACGAAGUUGAUUCCAUCAAACUUGAGAAGGAGAUUGAAAUCCUUGCUGAAAUUAACGCCUGUGGAAUGACUGGAUUUCAAAAGAAGUUUAAGGUUUGAGUCUGUGAUUCAAUUUGCUCGUUGUGGCACUGUCGCCAAUCUUUUGCCACCUUGGCUGGUGCCCUCUUUUUUAUAGUAAAUACUUUUUUGGCCAAUUAUUUUAUUUUAGAGGUUGGGUGAGGUUUCAACAAACCUUUCUCCAGAUGAAUGCAUUGCUGGAUCCCUCGACGAAAAUUACCACAAGAAUCGCAAUAAAGACGUCCUACCAGGUAUAUUUUGAUAUUAUAUAUCUUGUACUAUAUACGUAUUUAACUUUUCCAGAUCCAAACGAACUUUACGAAGAAGUCUUUCUUUAAUUCUUUCAUUCCAUUUAGCCGAGAACAAUCGUGUCCCUCUUCAAUAUGUCUAUGGAGUGGAAAAUUCAGAUUAUAUCAACGCGGUGUUUGUUAAUGUAUGUAGGCCUGUCACUGAUUCUUUCAAUUAUUUGGCUAAAGUGGAAAGUGAAUAUGGAGCAGUGAAUAGUUUUUCCUCGCAUAAACCAAUAUGGCAUAACAGAUUCAACGAAAUUAAUUUUUGUAAUGAUAUAGCUCUAUCGUUUCCACUCUAUUCUUCUUGAGGGUCCAAAAAUUGCCAUUCCUAAUGGUCCAGUGUUAGUACGGAAUAAAAUCGGAGCACUUGGAGAAAACCUGGGAUGUUUUGUAGCAAACGCCGACAUCCUAGGAUACCUUGACUAAAUUGUACCUUUCCAUUCCAGGGCUAUCUUGGAAGGAACUACUUCAUCGCCACACAAAGCCCUCUGCCAAACACAAUCAACGACUUUUGGCGACUGGUUCAUUCGCAGAAAUCAUCCACCAUUGUCUUGUUGAAUAACGUCAAAGAUAGAACGGUAUAUAUACUAUAAUGUGUACGAUACACAUUGUUUAUGUUUAUUCUUUAUAUAUCUCUCAUCAAAUUAUUAUUUAUCCACGAAUCAGUUCCUGGACGUCUUCUGUCGCCACAUGUGCAGAUGGUAAUAUUUUUUGUAUAUUUUAGUCGUUCCCGAAAUUCUGGCCGACAACCAGAGGACAACCAACACAAUAUGAUCGCUUGACAGUGCAGUUGGACUCCGAAACUGAAUCAAAUGGAAUACGGACUAGACAGUUUAUCUUAUCGUCUUAUCCAGUAUGUUUCCUCAUCCUAUUAGCCUAUAUGUUAGACUACUGUGGUUUAAGACUUUUAUUGAAAGAAAUUAUCAUAGGGAUAUAUAACAUGAACCGAUUUAAAUAUAGGAUUUGACAGACGGCCAAGUUGUGAAUAUUUUCCACUAUACGAAAUGGCCGGACCAUCGUGUACCUGCAAAUGGAAGUGACGUCAUUGCACUAACGUCAUUGGUCGAGAAUUCUAGAAUGAAUCAUGGCCAAGGUCCAAUCAUUGUGGCAUGCAGGUAAGAUAGUAGCAGCUAGGCGCCAUGUUAGCUUGUAGUAUGUCAAGUAAAUGGGUUGAAGGUGCCAGUUAUUAAUACAAUGAAAUUCAUUUUAGCGUGGAAGAAACUAAAGGUUACUCCGCUGACAGCAAAACUAAGACAAAUGUCAUACAUUAAUUAUACUGUACAAUGGAUAAUUACACAUCCAGUUUACUUUUCCAUAUUUUUAUCUAAAUUGAACCAAAAUGUUCUCGUUAGCGUAACCGAUUAUUUUAUCUUAAAACUGACGUAAAUAUUACAAAUAAAACGAUGCAUGUAAAUAUUGCAAAUUUCAACAUAGGAUUACUGAAGUGAAUGGCCAUUGACAAAAGCUUAUGGAAGCAAAUUGAAGCCUAAAAUCGUCGAAUAAUUUGUGAUGGGUUAUAAAAACCGAGAUAUGAUAUAAAGUGCUCGAUGGAUAACCAGAGCAUAAUAAUAAAGAAGUCUUUGAGUCUUUGUGAAAGAAAGUCCUUACAUAGUUUCUCCAAGUGAACCAUAAUUUUCUCUUAUCUUUUCAAUUUGUAUUUUAUUUUCAGUGAUGGAGCUGGACGUACAGGAACAUACAUUGCAAUUUCAAACCUUCUUGAACGAAUGAAAAUUGAACAAGCAAUGGAUGUCUUCCAAGCCAUAAAGAUCAUCAGAGAAACACGACCACAAUUUGUGGAAAAUGCUGUAAGUACAUUUAAAUAAUACCAUCGUUUUCGUCUAAAGACGAACAGUUAGAGAUAGAAACAGAAUUGCCUGUCUGCUCACGUGAAAACGUCUACGUCUGUUCAGAGAAUUGGACAUGUUAUAUAAUACGAUCAGCCAAUCACUUUUAACUAUAGUCAACCUUGGGAAUAAUUAUAUGGGAUUGACAUCACUUUUCACUGCUAAGUUUAUUGCCUUCCUUAACUGAAGACAUUUUGGCCAAUUUUACUUACAAUGUUCAAUAUAUCGACAAAAUUUUUAUUUACCACUGUUAAUACUUGGAUGAAAAGCCAUGCAAAAUAUAACAUUUUUUCCCCUUCAGGAACAAUAUCGGUUCUGUUACGCGGCUAUGAUGGCGUACAUGGAUGGUUUCAGUGACUAUGCCAACUUCGAUUAAAGAAUUAAUAGUGAACCAAAAUUUGUCCAAUAUGUGGCGAUAACAAGUUGGCAUUGAAUACGCUUAAAGCGAAUUCGAAAUGUCUAAUUACGCGGACAAUCAUUAAUAGUUUUAGAAACUAUCAGAUAUAAUUAUUUCACUAGCAAACAAUUUAUUGAAUGCAAAUACCAAAUUUAAAUAACUCACAGCGAUAAGUAGUUUUAAAACAUACAACAAACAACGUAGUAAAAUAUCUAAUAAAGUCAGGAACAUAUUUUCCAGUUGUAUUUGCUAAAAUGUUUCUUCUUUCUGUGAUUUAGUUUCAAUUUGCGUAAUUUGAAUGAAUAUAAUGUUGAGAUUAUUUUAGAAAUCAUUUUUACAAAUCCUCCCAAAAUACCUUAGUUUCUGAGAUAUUUGAAACCGAAAUAUCUUGCCAUCCGCCAUCUGGUUUAUAAUUAGAUCUAAUUAAAUGACGUCACAACCAGGGUAGAAAUUUUAAAUAUUAAAAUAUUAUCAGUGGAAAGUUUAUAGCUUGUGCUUUAAUUUUACUGAUAGGCAAUAGUAAAAUAGGAUUUAUCAUUAAAAAGGCAUGACAAUUACUCACUAUACAAAAUAUUGUUAUAUAGCUAGCGUGAACACCAAACGUGAUUGGCUGAUUUGUGGUCACGUGACUUCAGAUAAAUGCAAUGUUUCCCGCCGGGCAACCAAGUGAAAAAUUGUUGCCCGCCCCGACCGGCCACGUACAUAAAUAAACAAAAUGGAGGCACAACUCAGAUAAUUAGAAACUACGAUUUUCCAAGUUUGUGUUCAAAUAAAGAAUAUAAAAGAGAAGAAAAAUACACAACAGGCAACAGGAUAUGCUGCUGAAAAAUUAAACCGUUUAAGUAGGUUCUUUUAAUUUUAAACUCAUUUACACUAUAGAGUUUUUGUCACGAAGUACAAUUGUUGUAUGAAUGUUGUUGAAGUUGAUUUUUGUUCGUCGCUAUAUAUACACUUAAUGCCUGUUCCCUCGGGAAAUAUAGUUAGUUUUGUUUUCCCUCGAAUGUUAAUGUUUCCCUCGACUUCGUCUCGGGAAACAUUGAGAUUCUCGGGAAAACAAAACUAACUAUUUUCCUCGGGAGCAGACAUUAAGUGUAUAUUGUUCCCUGGUUGUGACGACACGCAUACCGACGAAGCCAAAUAACUAACGUGGUUGUAAUUCUAGACGCCAAUCAGGAUUCAUGAAUUCCAGCCAAUUAAAAAGCUGAUAAACGUUAACCACUCAUGAUUGAGCAUAUAACACUGUGCUCGCAGAAGUUCGCAUUUGACUUCUUUUUGUUUCUUUUGAACAAAAGUCGUUUGCCCUCUUUUGGUAGGUUUUGGCUACUUUUUCAACGGCAUUUGGCUCCGAGCCGGAACCAGUGGCAGGAACGCAUGUCGAUCCAAGAUGGCGGAAUGCAUAAUGUCAGUGUUUCAAAUGAAGGGUAUAUAUCAUUUAUACCAAGAACAAUAUAGAAAAUCAGUGAAAUGGUUUUGAACUAUAUUGAAUAAUUCUUCCAAAUGGGAGAGACUUAUUUUUUAUUGCUGUCAGUCCCUCUAAGUUACUUUUUAUAGCUUCCUUUGAACUACUCUGUGUAUCCAUCUCGCUUUUUUCGCAGUUUGCAUUAUGGCUACAACAUAAGCCUGUUUUCCGCAGACCUCAGUUAUCGCCACAGUUUGUGGCUAUAAAGUUAGUACGCCUGUUUUCGGCUACCUUACUGAGCCAUAAUUUUGCAGCAUUAGGCUACAUAAAAUUUUAAUACUGUGUAGUUUCAUGGAUAGUAUUAGAGAGUUUGAGCAAGACAGCGAAGUUGGACGACGACGACGUGGUUGACAAUUUUUGCCUGUCUUCCACAUUACCUUGCGCAUUCUGAGUUUAGGGUCAGGAGUGAAGACAUAUUAGAGAUUCAUGUCUAGCUGUUUGUGAAUGUUGACCCAAAUCCUUACCCUGAUCAGGAUAAAACAGCGAGACAUGAAUCCAUAUCCCGUCUUCGUUCUUCCGCCUUCGUUCACAACGAAUAUUUUGCCAAAAUUCGUUGUGAACUUCGUUCUGCACGAAGGCAGAAGGACAAAGGCGGGGUAUAGUUUCAUGUCUCGCUGGGUUUUUUUCUGGAUCAGGGCAAGAAUUAUGGUCAGUAUUCAUAAACAGCGACAGAUGGGAAGACACGUUGUGCAACCACCAGUGACGUCCAACUCAGUAUGCGCAAGAUAAUGUGCAGACGGCAAAAAUUGUCAAGUAUGCCUUCGUCUUCGUACUUCGUUGUCCUGCUCAAACUCUCUAUUGACUUGAGUGACCGUCUGAAAUUCAGGCUAAGCCUGUAACCUCAGCUGAUCCUAAUAAAGUCAGAUUUGUAAGUUCAACUAUUGUCUAAAACAGUAAAUCCCAAGAUACAACAACCAAUACAUGAAGGAGAAAUGUUUAUUGGAAAUUUAUAUCUUUCUUAAUAACAUAUUAUAAAGUAUAUAC
This is a messenger RNA of Paramuricea clavata, 13095 nucleotides long. NCBI's taxonomy places the organism in Eukaryota, Metazoa, Cnidaria, Anthozoa, Malacalcyonacea, Plexauridae. The record is from the annotation of a GenBank genome assembly.